CCCGAGCCGCGGGCGACGCUCGCGCGGCUCCUGCACGAGGGCGUGUCGCCCGGCGUCUCCGACGAGUACGGCCGCCAGCCCCUGCACCACGCGGCCUUCGGCGACGCCCUCGACGCCGCGCGGAUUUUGUACGACUGCGGCGCGGACGUCGACGCGGCCGACGGCGGCGGCAACCGGCCGCUGCACGUCGCCGCGGCGCGCGGCUCCGGCGCCGUGCUCGACUUCCUGUUGGGCUGCGCGGCGGUCGUCGACGCGUCGAACCACGACGGCGACCGGCCCCUGCACCUCGCGGCGUGGAUGGGCCACGGCGGCUGCGCGGCGCGGCUCUUGGCGGGCGACGCGAACGUCGACGCGAUCAACUCC
Aureococcus anophagefferens is the source of this 363-nucleotide messenger RNA. RefSeq lists its product as hypothetical. NCBI's taxonomy places the organism in Eukaryota, Pelagophyceae, Pelagomonadales, Pelagomonadaceae. Gene Ontology annotation, molecular function: protein binding. The annotation marks the transcript as partial. The record is from RefSeq and is a predicted model, not a curated record. The transcript has a single exon.